ACUGUUGGGACUUACAAAAACGAUCGAUAUUUGCAUACUGGUGUCGGCCUGGUGAAGCCCUUGGGCUCCACCCUCAAGGCAGACACUCUCUUCGCCGACAGACUUGGCCGCACAUUGUUGGUCCGUGUGAACGAGCCAAACUACACCAUUACGAUCCUGUUGGUGUACGCGCCUGCCUCGAAUGCUGGCAGGUUGGACUUUGUCACCACCCUGCAGAACUCUCAAGCGAUCUUUGACAACGACAUCGACGUGAUCGCAGGCGACUUCAACACGUGCGCAACUGAUCGUGACGACUUCACAUUGUUCAUCAACGAGCUGGCAGCCCUCAACGAUCUUGUUGACACCGGCGCCCAUGAUAACAUCCCCACCCACAAGUCGUUGUCGAGAGGUACGGAGAAACGCCUCGACCGACUGUACGUCCGGUCCACCCUGGUGGGCCCUCACCGCGCCAAGGUAGAUGUAUCCCAUGCGCACACCAAGUCAGAUCAUCACCCCGUACUGAUAACAGUAUACCCCAAACAGAUCACCCCAACAGGACACAGAUGGAUACUGAGGAAGGAAACGCUUGCGUCUCCUGCCGCGAGGGACUUGGUCCACGGCACUCUCAGUCGCAUCACCCCCUCUGGUCUGUCCACUUGGCUCAGCAUCAAAGAGGCGCUCAUCUCGCGACUCAAGGCGGAGCAGGCUCGCAACGCCGGCGAGCGAAGGAGGAUCAUAGUGGAACUCAAACGCUACCUCGCUCGCCCGCCGCCAGGGGCCACACCACACCGGCUUGAUCAGUCCAGGCUAGCCGACCUCCUCGAGUCUGCAAAGGUCGAGAAGGAGGCACAACGAAGGGACGCUGAGCUUGGCAUGGAAAUGCCAAGCAAGUACCUCACUCGCAUCGCCAAGGGUAGGAAGACCGUUGAUCUGAUCACCGAGAUCUACGGCGAGGAUGGCGCCGCCACCUCUGACCCUCCCGAGAUACGCAAGGCAUUCCACUCGUUCUACUCCAAGCUCUACACCAAGGGCGCCGACGACGCCGAUGAGCAUGAGAGACUACUGUCCCACUGGAGCCCGGACUGCCGGGAGCACCUCCAGCCACUCGAGGAGCCCAUCACGGCCGAUGAGGUCCUCUCCGCCAUCUCCACCACGGAUACCUCAAAGUCUCCAGGCCCAGAUGGACUCACUGGUCAGUUCUACGUGACACACGCCGAGGUCCUUGCCCCCUUCCUCGCCACCACGUUCAACAACAUGCUGCUCGACCCUGAGACCAUCACCAGUGACUUCAAGUGUGGAAUCAUCCACACCAUCUUCAAGAAAGGCGACAGGCUGGACAUUGCCAACAGACGUCCCAUCACCUUACUCAACGUGGAUUACAAGCUCCUCAGCAAGGUCAUCAAUGCCAGACUCACCAAGCUCCUCGACAGUCUGAUCAACCCAUUGCAGAAUGGCUUCGUCCCUGAGAGACUGAUCCACGACAACACCAUCCUACUGCAGGAAGUCAUCGACACGGCUGCCCAAGACAUGGCGACUGGCUAUGUCACGCUGUUUGAUUUCCAGAAGGCGUUCGACUCCAUAUCGCAUGACAGCAUCGAGCGCACUCUCCGCCAUGUCGGCAUCCCGCCUUUGAUGGUCGGGCUCGUCAUGGCCCUGCUGCGGGGCUCCGUGGCCAGAGUCAGCGUCAACGGCAUCCUCACUGAUGCCCUGCCCCUGGACAGGGGCACCAAGCAAGGUGACCCUCUCUCCCCGACGCUCUUUGUGCUGGUCAUUGAGGCACUGGCAGCAGCAAUCAACGCCGACCAAUCCAUCGUGGGCCUGCCUGUGUCACCGCCCCUCAAGGUCAAGCUUCUCCAGUUUGCCGACGACACUGCAGCGCUCACCAGGUCACUCGAGGAACUCUUGAGAGUGAUUGAAUGGUUCAAGGUCUUCUGCAAAGCCACCUCGUCAGCCAUCAAUGUCGACAAGUCUGUCCACAUUGUCCUGGGCGAUGCACCAACGUCUGAGCUCCCCUACCCAGUGGCCACCGAACCUGAAAGGUACUUGGGCGUCAACUUCACCAAGCAGGGCAUCUACUCCAAGUUCAAGACUCUCAUCAGCUCCCUCCGCGGCAGACUCGCUCUUCAAGUCUGA
Acytostelium subglobosum LB1 is the source of this 2112-nucleotide messenger RNA. RefSeq lists its product as hypothetical. The transcript has 2 exons. The record is from RefSeq and is a predicted model, not a curated record. The annotation marks the transcript as partial. NCBI's taxonomy places the organism in Eukaryota, Evosea, Eumycetozoa, Acytosteliales, Acytosteliaceae.